AUCGUCAAUCAACAACACCAUCACCACAACACCCAAAAUCUCACGAUCAGGCCACGAAGCUAGCCACGACAACUCUCCCUUGACAAUCUGUUUCCAUCAGCGGACCAGGGCACCUAGUUUCCUUAACCACCACACGACCCCAGUCAAUACCAUACCCACAAAGACCUUUUUCGUGUCAUCAACCUGCAAACAAUAUGUCUGUUGAAGCUGCCACCGCCCAAUUGGCAAACACCACCCUCAACGAGCCUACCGGCACCGCGGAAGGCGCCAGUGUCGGAGCUGGCGGCGACAAGCCCAUCAACGCAUCACAGAAUGAGGCUGUCAUCGCAAGCGCCGCCGAGGGUCGGCGACUGUAUAUCGGAAACCUCGCGUACGCGACCACCGAGGGAGAGUUGAAGGAGUUCUUCAAGGACUACCUUGUCGAAACCACUUCGAUCCCAACCAACCCACGCACGACUCGCCCAGUCGGAUACGCCUUCGUUGACGUGUCCACCCCUACCGAGGCUGAGCGUGCCAUCAACGAGUUGAACGGCAAGACCAUCCUGGAUCGCAAGGUCUCCGUCCAGCUCGCCCGCAAGCCAGAGCCUGCUGCCGAGAAGACUGCCACAUCCGAGAACGCAGAGGGUGGUGAAGGCCAACAGCGUCGCCGCUCAUCUACCCGUGGCCGUGGUCGCGGCCGUGGACGAGGUGGACGCGCAGGUCGUGGAGGCCGCAAAGGCGCUGAGACCAACGGCGAGGCUACCGAGGGCACCAACGGCCCCACCAACGUUCCUGCUGCUGUCAACCCACUGACACAGACCACAAACGAGGCUCUUACCGGCCAAGAGGGCGAGGAGGGUACCAUCACCGUGGACGGCAAGCAGGGCAAGUCCCGUGCCCCACGCGAGCCACGCAAGCAACGCGGACCUCCAGAGGACGGCGUUCCAAGCAAGACGAAGAUCAUGGUUGCCAACUUGCCUUACGAUCUUCGCGAAGAGAAGCUGCUUGAGAUCUUCGCCGACUACCAGCCCACCUCCGCUAAGAUUGCGCUCCGCCCCAUCCCCAAAUUCAUGGUUCGCAAGCUUCAGGCACGCAACGAGCCACGCAAGGGUCGCGGCUUCGGCUUCGUCACGCUCGCUAGCACCGAGCUCCAACAGAAGGCUUGCGAGGACAUGAACGGCAAAGAGAUCGAGGGACGUGAAAUUGCCGUUAAGGUCGCGAUUGAUAGCCCAGGCAAGGAGGACGAGGACCCAAACGCACCAAUUGGCGAGACUGGCGUUGACGCCGAGCCAUCGACUGCUGAGGGCUCUGCCAACGUCAACACUGCCACUGCUUGAGCGGGAGAUUCUCGCUAGCGCGCCUGAAAAUCUGUCUUGCCUCUCCUCCACUUCUUGCCUGUUCUAUGCAGCAUCUUGGCUAUCUGGUAUGGACAUACGCUGCAGAGUUCUGGGCGAAAUCGGGCUGCGGUGGGACAAACGAAAGGAAGAAGAACACCGCUCAAUGUUGACAUCGAUUUGAACAUGAGAUGCGACGAGUUUAUGCCAUUCUGCACAUUGUAUUCGAUGUAGUUUUAGAUAUGAACACAUUGAGACAACCUGGUUGUGCAAGUUUUCAACUCCAGAACUUGGUCCGGGG
Molecule: messenger RNA, 1614 nt
Organism: Cercospora beticola
Lineage: Eukaryota; Fungi; Ascomycota; Dothideomycetes; Mycosphaerellales; Mycosphaerellaceae
Product: RNA-binding protein
Cellular component (GO): nucleus; ribonucleoprotein complex; cytoplasm
Molecular function (GO): mRNA binding
Source: RefSeq, a predicted model, not a curated record